Archocentrus centrarchus (flier cichlid) is the source of this 3533-nucleotide messenger RNA. It is a transcript of the gene wasla, whose product is annotated as WASP like actin nucleation promoting factor a. Gene Ontology annotation, biological process: actin filament organization. Gene Ontology annotation, molecular function: actin binding. The transcript has 12 exons. Lineage: Eukaryota; Metazoa; Chordata; Actinopteri; Cichliformes; Cichlidae. The record is from RefSeq and is a predicted model, not a curated record. The coding region runs from base 349 to 2010 and encodes 553 amino acids.
CUCCUGCUGCCAUGUUGGAUGUAUGUAUGCAUCAGUGCUGCAGCUGCUGGAGUUUCCGAAUGAAAGUUCAGUGUUUAUCCAUCUAUGGACACCUAACGAGUCCUUGGUUUUAUAUUUAACAUCAAUGGGAGAAUAGGAGGUUUUUCCUAAGCAGGAGCAAGACUGGAAAACAGCUCGUUUCCAUCUCCUCCUCCGCCCUCCUGCUCGGAGUCGGACUGCGCGGAGAUGAUCCGGUUGCAGGCCACAGCAACCGGAGCCCGCAUGGAUUUUCUGUAAUUACUACCGUUUGUAGAGCCCUUGCCAAGGAUAACUGCAUAGUUUCGGGGUUGACUACAAAAACCAGGCGCUAUGAACAGCCAUCGGCCGCCCCGCAUGGCUGUUAAUGUCGGCUCCCUUCUGCUGACCCCUCAGGAGAACGAGUGCCUGUUCGGCUACUUGGGCAGGAAAUGCGCCACCCUGUGUUCGGCAGUGGUCCAGGUGUAUGGGGCUGAGCGGAGCUAUAACUGGGUGAAGAGGUGCUGUGGAGUGGCCUGUCUGGUCAAAGACAACCCCCAGAGAUCCUACUUCAUCAAAGUGUUUGACAUCAAGGAAGGGAAAAUCAUGUUUGAACAGGAACUCUACCACAACUUCUACAUCAGCAGCUCGAGACCCUACUUCAUUUCAUUUGCAGGAGACACAUGUCAGAUGGGUCUGAAUUUCGCUAGUGAGGAAGAAGCCAAACGAUUCAGAGCCACCAUCAAUGACUUGCUGAACCGACGACAGCGUAAAACAGAGAAAAGAGGCGACCCUAAAAAUGUUCCAGCAGUCUCCCUCCAGGAAUUUGCUGACAUUUGCCCGACACUGCUCAUGGCCACAGUGGACAUCAAGAACCCGGAGAUCAAUAAUGUCCGAUUCCACAACUCCCAUAGCCAUCAGCAGCCGUAUCAUGUCAACAACAUGCUGAGCCACAGCGGCCUGAGCUGGAAGGACAAGAAGACCAAAGGCAAGAAGAAGAAGCUGACGAAGGCUGAUAUCGGCACACCAAGCAACUUCCAGCACAUCGGUCAUGUGGGCUGGGAUCCAAACACAGGUUUUGAUCUGAAUAACCUGGACCCUGAACUAAAGAACCUGUUCGACAUGUGCGGCAUCUCUGAGGCACAGCUUAAGGACAGAGAAACAUCCAAGGUCAUCUAUGACUUCAUUGAGAAGAAGGGUGGGGUGGAGGCCGUCAAGAGUGAACUGAGAAGACAGGCACCCCCUCCACCACCUUCUCGUGGUGGCCCUCCUCCACCACCGCCACCUCCUCACAACUUGGCUCCACCCCCACCUCCACCUUCCAGAGGAAGCCGAGGUGCCCCUCCUCCCCCUCCUCCAUCCAGAGCCCCUACUUCAGCCCCCCCUCCACCGCCUCCCUCUAGACCAGGAACUCUCGGUGCCCCGCCUCCCCCACCUCCUCCCUCCAGGGGAAAUCACCAGCCUCCUCCUCCACCCCACCACCAUCACCACCCGUCUCCCCCUGCUCCUCUUCCCUCACAUGCCUCUGUCACCCCCCAAGCUCCACCCCCUCCACCUGCCCCACUGGCACAGCAUUCUCUAGCAAGCAGCACCCUUGCAUCCCCACCUCCCCCUCCUCCUCCACCUCCCCCACCUGGCCCACCCCCUCCACCAGAGCUGGACAUUGUGGGUGGGGUUGGAGACUCGCCUCAUUCGCUGAGCCCAGGUGGAAAAUCGGCACUGUUGGAGCAGAUCAGAGGAGGAACCCAGCUGAAGAAGGUGGAGCAGAACAACCGAGUGCCGCCUUCAAGUACUGGACGCGAUGCCCUGCUGGACCAAAUCCGGCAGGGAAUACAGCUCAAGACUGUGUCGGAUCAUCCAGAGUCCGGCCCUCCAACACCAGCUCCAGCAACAGGCAUUGUCGGUGCUCUCAUGGAAGUGAUGCAGAAGAGGAGCAAAGCCAUCCAUUCCUCAGACGAAGAUGAGGAUGAGGACGAAGAUGAGGACUUUGAGGACGACGAUGAGUGGGAUGACUAGUGAACAUACCCCCCCCCCCCCCCCCCCACACACACACACACAACACCACCACCCCUCACAUCUGCACCUUUAGCCAACACUAAAAUAUCUCCUAAAAACCUUCUAUUAUCUGACUGAAAAUUGUAAAUGUUGUAUGAACUUCCUGUAUAUUUAUUUUUGUCUUAUUUGCUCUUUUUUAAUGAUUACUAUAAAUAAUCUGUGCAAUACCUCAUCCGUUAAAUCUGGUCCAUUCAUCACACACCCUCACAUCUCCUCGUGUGAUUUCCCUCAUCCUAAUAGAAAGCACUUAAAUCCAGCAUCAGCGGUGCCAGCUACAUUUGAUUCUCACUUCUAGAAAACACUUAACUUUCAGGAGUCAGAGUCUGUGUCCGAGUCUUUGGGAAGUAUUUGUGUGUGUUCAUGUCUUCAUUCCUUGUUUAAGAAACUUAAAAGGGAGACCAAAUGGGCAGGAUCCUCUUUGUGUUUACUAGUGGUUGGUUUAAUACUAGAUAACACUAUUUUCUUACCGAGUUUCUUUUUGUACUUUCAAGUUUCCUACAAAAUUAUAGUUUAGUUUUUUGUUUGUUCUGUUGUUUGUUUGUUUUUUUGGUUUGUUUUUUCCCCCCAUUGGAUUACCAAAAUGCAGUGGCUCUCUUGCCUCAUGUCCUCAACUUUUUUUUUUAUGUAAUUAAAGCUGUUUAUUUGGUUUCCAUGAUACUUCCAUUUGGGGAUUUGUGUGUGUGUGCCUGUGUGUGUGUGUGCGCGCAUUUGUUUUUGUCAACUUUUACAGGAUAUUUCUAAAAGUUUUGCCACUUCAGACAGGUUAGCGAGUUUCUUUAGCUGAAGGAGUACAUGUGAAAUUGUGGGUUUUUUUUUUUUUUUUUUUUUGUUCUUGCAUUUGGUUUGUCUUUCUUGUGACAUCAUUCCCUGCAGGAGGAAGCAUCAACAGUGUCUCAUAACAUUAAUGCCAAAAAGAAGAAAAACAUUUUUUUUUUUAAUUGAUAAUUUGUCCUCUUCUGCCCUUCCUGAUUUUAUGCAAUGUGACUAUAAACACCUCCUAAUGGAAAACAGUAGAAAAGGCAAAUAAUAAUGAACCAAAUAUCAUAUUUUCAAACAGCUUGUUAGUUUCAGAUCAGAUCAGAUCAGAAUACUUUAUUGAUCCCAAAGGGAAAUUACUUGGCGAUGCCUGUGAUCCUGCCUCUGUAAACAGUGUGGAGAAAUAACAGUUUUAACUGUUCAUCUAACAGUUUUAACUAUCCAAUGAUGAUGCUGCAUUAAGAAGCUAAGAUACUGAGGUCAAACCUGUGAAAAGGGUCAGGCAGGGUAAACGAGAACACUGAAAUGUCUACUUAAAUAAAUGUCAAUAUUUACAGAGAGAUGUUUGUCUUCUGUUCUGUCAGAAUGGGUUAGAGUAGAAAUCCACAAUGGUGUGCUGUGGGAUUUUGUGACAACCUUAAGUUAUUUUAUUAUACAAUUACACAAAACAUAUUCCAGGCUAACAGUUUCCUCCCACAGUCCAAAGACAUACAGUUAGUGGGGUUAGG